CUUUAUUUUCAGUUUAGUCGUCGAAGUGUUCGGUCGGGGCCAUCGGUCGUGCGGUUGAUGAAGCUUUUUUUCAAAAUAAAAAGUGAUCCAAUUUUCGAUAUUGUUGCUGCACAACGGCAAUUUAAUAAUGUGUAUGCGCAUAUGAAUAUGAAUACCGCGAAAAACAACAACAGAGACCGAGUGUAUAAGAAUUCUGAAUUUUUAGCUUUUGAAAUACUCCCACACAACGAAAUUGGAUGAAAAAGAAAACUGCUUCAGAAACAAAACAAAUCAAAUCAAAUGAAAUAAACUCGAGGAAUUUUGAUAUUUUCAUGACUUGUCAAAUUGUGCUUCUAACGCUUUUUAUGAACCCAACGAAUACUAUUGAACAAACCCCUCGAGAACCCCUCCCUUCACCUGUAGAACCUAAAAAGGUACUGUUAAAUACUUGUUACACAUUCGAUAAAUCGUAAAAAUUGACACACUUGGAAUACAAGAAGCUCAUCUUUAUGGACCUGCUUGUUGCAUGGAUGGUAGUGGCAUCGAUUUAGAGAACUGACUUUUGAUUUAUUCAUAUCGACUUAAAUGAUCACGAUGGCUAGGAUUAAUUGAAAUUGAAGAUGAUAUUGUUAAAAUUGUUGACCGAUUGACCAACAUACACGAAUUAUAACAAGCUGCCAUGUGAGAAAGGUGGCAUUCAUAUUAAUUAGGCAUCGCCCCCAGUUAAUAACUUAUUUAAAUAAUAAACAUAUCCAUCGAGCGACUAAGACUGUGAAGCAAGCGAGAGAGAUUGAGGCGCAAAGGAACAAAGCGGAGAGUAACAUAAACAUCACCAUGGAGUCUGAGUCCACGGAACAGAAUGUUGUGCUACGCGGCAACGAAGAUUUGAUGUCAACAUCAAAUACGUCAACAAAUGACGGUACCUGCAACCCGAAUGGAUGUACCAAAAAAACGUGCAUAACAUCGCCCGAUCCCACAGCGUAUGUGACAAAGGCGCGUGUAACGCGUCCCACGCCACCGCCACCAUCCAAGAAUCCAAUGCAAUUUGUCCAGAUCAAACCAUGCAAUUUAUAUCAGACGGCGCAGGAGCAGUUAAAAAAGGCCGAGGAAGUUAAAAAGCUGAAGGAGGUGAAGAAAGAGGAGCCCGAGGAAUGGCAGAACAACCUUGAUAAUUGGAAAUCAUCACGACGAAAACGUGUCGAACAUAUUAUAGAUCGUGUUGUGGAAACAAAAAAGCUGGAACUGGAGGAACAUGAUCGUACGAGACGAAAAUCGAAGACAUUUACUGAAAUGAUGGAGGAGCGGGCUGAGCGUAGCGGCUCACGUGGGCGUGUCAAAUUGGCAUCUCUUGCCGUAUAUAACGAUGACGAAACGAAUGAUUUAAGUGAUUUGGGUAUCGGCACUAGCAGCGCCAGCGGUAAAAGCAGCUUAUCGGAGGACUAUGAGAACAAUAGUGUUAUGAGUGAUAACGUCGAGUUGGACAAAGCCAUUGGCACAGCAGCUGCUACUAAUAUUCAGGAGCAACAGAAUCACAUCAACAGGAACCAGGUUGACGUUAACGUUAUCAGCCAGGCGAGUACAUCGAACACCAGCAAACUGCUGGCAGUCAGCGAAGCAACAGGAGUAGCAGCAGCUUCAAGGGAAUACACACCGAUGAACACAAAUCCGCCCAGUACUGCCGAUCCCUGUGAGUACACCUAUGAAGGCGCCAUACAAGAUUACAAACAGCGCGUUCAGCGGGCCAGCAGCAACGGCAGAAUUAGUAACAACAAUGCAGUAUCCGAAACUGGAGAAACCAUUGGCUAUCCCACACGACGUGGCAGCAAGAUCGAGGAUCGGUUGAGUGGUUUUGAGGUAACGUCUCCCAGCGACACACAGGAGGGUGUCGAGAAGCAAAAAGUGGAUGUGCCAAGGGUGGACAUAUCGAAACGCAAAGAGAUCUUCGAGCAGCGCGACCCUGAGCCAAAGGUCACGAAACCCAAUGGCGGGGCUCCCAAGCAAAAGCUAAUACUGCGGGACCGUUUGACCAAUGGUAAUGGUGCCGCAGUUGAACCCACGGCAAAGCAGGAGAUUAAACGUCUGUCUGGCGACAUAUGCAGCAUUCGUGAUCGCAUGCAGAGCCUAGAACAGCAGCGCAAUGAGUUUAACUCCAGUAAGAGCGUGGAUGUAGCUGUGCCCCCGUUGAAGCAGCGCCUUAACAGUCUACAGCAGCAUGUCGUUACCAAAGAGGAAGAGCAGCUACAGCAGAAGAAACCACCACUCGUAGCGCUCAUCGAUGCCAGGCAGCUGGAAAUAAUGCGUGGCGAAGAGCAACGGAUGCGACAACAGGAACAAAAGGAACAGCAGAAGUUGACAACGCCGCCAGCACUGAUUGUGGAAGAGGCAGCGCACGAUGACAGUGGAAUUCAGGUGGACAAUAACGAAGAACUGCUUAAGGAGCAGCAACAACAGCAGCAAUUAAAUGAGGCGAUAGCUGCUCUUGCACUCGAGGAGCGUCAGCUGGAGGAGGCAGCAAAUGCAGUCAAUCAAAUUGAAGCAGAAUUUGAUGAACUUACUGAUAUGCAGCCAAUAGCAUUGCCUGCUGCCAAUGCGACAGCAACAACUACUGUUACCUCAUCAGCGCCCUCGACGGAGACAUCCUCAACAAUAACAGCAGCUACUCAGCCAGAGGCUCGGGACAUGGAAUUUAGUAUCAACGAAGCUCUUGAUUUGGCGCUGGAAGCUAUUGACAGGGAAGCCAAUAGUGCGCCGGAGAAAAUUGAGGAUCAGGAAGAAAAUAAUGGUGAAAGCAAAUUGAAAUUGGAGAGAUUAGAGGAUGAACAUAAGGAAGAGACGAAAGUAGGUACGAUGGAGAUGAACGCAGAAUUGGAGGAGAUGAAUACCGCAAUGCCAAAUAAAACGGAUGAGCAGAAAACGGUGGAGGAGGUAGUGAAACAGGAUAUUGAGGGAUUAGAACAGCAAGAACAACAUAUGGAAAUCAAUAGAAAUGAGCCCAUUUAUGAAAACAUUAAGUCUACCAUAUCUAUGCAACAAGUAGAUAUUGAACAGACAGCGAACGCGAUGAUAAUAAGACGUAACGACAUAAGAAACAUUCCAAAUAAUAGCAACAAUAACAAUAAUAACGAGCAUAAUCAAACUAACAAUAACAAAAGCAGCAAUAAUAAUAGCAGCAACUGCCAAAUCGAAUCAAAUUCAAAGACAACAGCUGCUGACUUAGAACCCUAUUACCAGGUGCCGAAAGCAACUGAACCUUACUACGAUGCACCUAAACAUCUCCGCCCAAUACCCGUCUACGAGAACAUUGACAUCUUCUAUACGGGUCUGGAGCUGGGCCAUUGUGUUACGAGCUUGGUACCGGCUUUGGAGCCCCCCAAGGAGAAACCGCCGCCACCGCCUACAGAAGAGCCGCUCUCAGAAGAUAUAAAUAAAGUCAGCCUGAAUGCACACGAUGAUGAGUUGGAUACCGGCACUUGGUCAUCGGACAAUACGUACGAAACCAUAUCGAGUAGGUCACGACACCAGCUGCAGGGUCAGACAGGCCUAAGCAUGCCCACGUCGCCGCCCAUCAAGCGCAUGAACUCGACAAAGCGGAUCAAGAAGGAGCUGCGCAACAAGCGUUCCAGUUUUCUAGGCAUCGAGACCGACGCCGGGCUCGAUGAUGUGGACAGCUAUCUUCAGCUCACGGUUGCGACGCCACCGGACAUGUCACAGCUGCUGCAAGAGGAGCGGCGGCUCGAGAAGCAACUGUAUAUCAAGGCAGGUCUGUGUGACAGUUCGGAUACAGGUGAAAGUCGAGACUCGGGUGUCUCAGAGAAUCAUUCGCGUCAAAGCAGCGAACACUAUACGAACUCCUCAGAGGAGAACGAUACCCAGUCGGAGGCCACGCCACCGCCGACCGAGGAGCUGGCGCCGUCGCAGCUGGUUGGCGAAGUUCUCUACCAGAACAAGUCGUUGCUGGCCGCACAGACUCCGUUGCUGCAAACGGUCAAAGGCACCUCAGCUGAGUCGUGGACGGAAUCGGCUACGGCGGCAGCGGCCGCAACACAAUCGCUGAGUGAGGCAACCGCAACUGCCAAUGCAAAGAUGUUGUCUAUUGAAGAGAAGAUCCGAGAGCAAGGUGAAGUACUGCGUGUAGAGCAGGAGCUACUGCUGUUCUCGAAGGAGGAGCUUAAAAGACAGCGUGAAAACUUGCUGCUGCGCGAAAAUCUGGCACGUCGUGAACUGCAGCAUGGAGCUAAGAUGUUGAUGUCGAACAAUCGACGCUCGCUACAGGAUCUGCAUCAUGGCUUGGGCAUUGGCAAUGGCAUGCUAAGCGCCUUUCAACCACCACAGCAGUCAACACAACAGAUAUAUGCAAAUGUGCCACAGCAACAGCAGCAACAGCAGCAGCGAUCAUUGCCACUGGCACCAUACCACUACCAGCAGCUGGACAUGGACUACCGCAAGUCCAUGUCAGAUCUGAAUGAGUUCUCCAAGCGCCUAAUGCUGCCACCAACGCCGCCAAUAAAGCCACUGCGCGCCAUGCACCUCAGCGGCAAUGGUCACAGCCAGGAGCCGGACUACGCCGUCAGCGCCCGACAGCGCAGUACCUACGGCGGGUCUUUGGUCAAAAUUGCGCCAACAGCAACAACAACAGCACCUGGUGCGCCCGCUCCGCGUUAUCAAGCCAACCCAGCCACUUAUCAUCAUCAGUCGGUGCAGAAUCUGAGCAACAUGUCGCGCAACACUCUGCUGGCAUUGAGUGCUACCCCCAAGCCGAAGUACACCGAUGGUUGGGUGCAGGUACAACAGAAGCAACAGCAACAGCAACGUAAUCUAAUCAAUGAUGGCUCCUGGCUGCAGAAGCACAAAUCCACUCCGGAUUACAACGGGGCGCUCUAUAACAGUGGCCAUGCCAAUCACUGGCUGCUCCAAGAGGCCGAGCAUCGCCGCCAGUUUGAGCAACAGCAGCAGCAGCAGCAGCAGCUGCAGCUGAACAGGCGCUCCAUGCCCGUACCCUCAGCCAAUGAUAAGCCGCUGCCUGAUUCCGUCAUACAGACCCUCACGGAACGUGUCCAGAGCAAAGGCAUCGGGGAACGUAAGCGCUUCGAUAGUAAUGCUACCUACAGUCAACUGAGUACCAAUGGCCUUGGGUUCAAACCACUCAGCAGCAACAGCAGCAACAACAACAACAAUAAUAAUAUUAAUAUAAACAACAGCAGCAGCAACAACAGCAAUCAAGAGAAGAUGCUCAGCGUCAGUGGCAAGAAGAAGUGUUCACAUUGUGGCGACGAAUUAGGUCGCGGAGCUGCCAUGAUAAUUGAAUCCUUGCUGCUGUUCUAUCACAUCAACUGCUUCAAGUGCUGCGUAUGCCAUGUGCAAUUGGGCGAUGGACUAAACGGAACCGAUGUUCGUGUGCGAAACCACAAGCUCCACUGCCAAAACUGUUAUUCCAGCGAUGAUGGCAUCAAGUUCAGCUGUGUCUGAGGAUGUCUGGAGGGGUCAAUAGGUGGAUGAUUGUGUGCAACUUUCGGUUUUUGUUGUUUUCUAGUAGUACAUAUAUAAAUAUUUAAGCAUUACCCAUACAUAGAUGCAUACAGCACAUAAAGUAUAUGUUAAAUGUUAAAGCUGAAGUCAAUUUAUAUAACAUAUACAUAUAUAUGAGGAUGAAAUAUUUUUCCGCUAAUGUUAAUCAACGAAUGUGAAAUCUGGUUCAAAUUUCAAAAUUGCAUGUUGUUGAUUAAGAUCUGACCUUUUUAUAUAUUAUAUAUUCAUCAAUUUGCAAAGACAUAUGCAAGCCCGCUCUGAUGUUUUUUGCAAAAUCAAAGUCAAAUUUCAGUGUAUCUAUAAAAUGUAAAAUAUGUAUGUUGAAACUUGUAAGACGAUCAAUUUCUAUGGAUGUUGUUACAUUUUAUUACCUUUUGAAUAUCGUACAUUUGCGUACAUGCUUAAAUACGUAUUUAUGUUUCGUUUAGAAACUAAUAAAGUAUAAAGUAUAAAAAAAUAUACAAAUAAACCGUUUAUUUUGUAAGAAAAUAUUCUGAAUUUUUAAUUAGCAGAAGAGUUCAUUUGUUUAAACGAAUUUUUUUUUAAAUUUUUCUUGACGACUUGCUUUUAGAUGUUCAGAGAUCUAAAUAUGUAUAUAAUGAAAGCAUCACGAAGUACCCAAGGUACCUUAAAUGAUGUAAUACACACACCUAUCUACAUUAAUAAAUUUGAUUAUAUCUGCAGAAAUAAAGCGAUAUAAAUUCUAA
Molecule: messenger RNA, 6212 nt
Organism: Drosophila mojavensis
Lineage: Eukaryota; Metazoa; Arthropoda; Insecta; Diptera; Drosophilidae
Gene: smash
Exons: 14
Coding region: 814-5445 (1543 amino acids)
Biological process (GO): positive regulation of stress fiber assembly; regulation of focal adhesion assembly
Cellular component (GO): stress fiber
Molecular function (GO): myosin II head/neck binding
Source: RefSeq, a predicted model, not a curated record